AUGAGCUCCAACUCUACAUUUUCAUACGCGCAAGCCGCAAAGGGCUUGCAGGGAACCCCUGCUCCCAGUAAGGCAGCAUCUACAGAGCCAGAGAAGUCUGAGCCCAGAGCGGAGGAGCAGACAAAUGAUGCUACUGCGGAACCUGUGACCGCCGCUCCCGAGAUCGAGACACCGCAAGAUGCCGAGAAGCCCGCCGCGGACGCGCCGACGGAGGCCGAAUUCACCACCGUCACCAGCAAGACGAGGUCGAAGGCUGUCAACUCCAGGACCUCUUCACCAAGUGUCAGCAACCGCUCCAACGCACAGUCGAAAGAGGGUGAAUCCUUGAAUACACCCAACGGCACCGCAGAGGCCUCAGAUAAACAGGCUCAAGAUGGAAAGGCCGAAAAGUCCGAUGCUGGCUCGGAAACUUCCAAGGACAAGUCGGAUAAGUCUGAGAAGUCUGAGAAGUCUGAGAAAUCUGAGAAAUCUGAGAAAUCUGAGAAGUCCGAAAAGUCUGAGAAGGGCGAGAAGUCCGAGAAGUCCGAGAAGUCCGACAAGACCACCCCGCCUAAGGAGCUGAAGGCUGCUCCUCUCCCCUCCGUGAACAUCUGGCAACAGCGGAAAGAGGCACAGGACCUCAAGUCCAAGACUGUUCCAGCAACAACUGCCACCUCCGGCAAGACCACCGAGACCCAACAGGAUUCGUCCAAGGCCAACCCCAAGAAGAAGGGUGCUGAUGGUGCGACCGAGGGCACCAAGGGUGGCAAGAAGAUCGAUGGUGGAAAGGCUCGCGAUGAGGCUCUUCCCGCCGUUGGAGAUGCUACCGCAUGGCCCACUCCCGAGGUUGCUCUGGGUGAGGAGAAGAAGAAGGCUCAGGAGAAGACCGACAAGAGCCCCGUCAUUCGUCCCCACGGCAAGGAGAAGUGGAUGCCCGUCAACUACGUUCCUACUGCUGUUUUCAACACCCCUCUCCCUUCGGCUGGUGGCCGUGGUGGCCGGCGAGCCACUCGUGGUGGACGUGAUGGCGGCCGCGGAGGUGCGCACGGUGCUGGCGCUGCUGCCGGCGAGAAGGCUGCUUCGGGACAAGCUGCCCAAGGAGCCGCCGCCAAGCAGGCUGCUGGCGAGCGAGGACGGACUGAUGCUAACACUGGACGUGCCGCCUCUUUGCCGGCUCAGGCCAGACGGUCCGAUAGUGCCGAGGCUCCCACCGAGGGACGCAAGGCCCAGGCUGUCGAGCGCGGCCGUGGAGCCCGUGGCGCUGAGGAUGCCGCUGCCUCGAACGGAAAGCAGGUCAAUGGCGGCGAGAACGUCUCUCGGCCCCAACGCGAUGGCAAGCAAUUCGUCAAGAACCAGGAGGCCCGCAAUUCGCGCGCUGCCAACCUGGCUGUCGACCCCCAGGCGGCCGCUCGUGCCAGUGACCGCCGCACAGAGUCUGGCUCCAAGUCUGCCGACCCUGCUGGUUUCCACGAGUUCAACCGGGAGCGUGGUGACUCCCACCGCGGAGGCCGCUCAAACCGUGGCCGUGGACCCUACUCUUCCUUCGGUGGCCAGAACGGCCAGUUCGGUAACAUGCCCAACAACUUCGGCAACCCCAAGUUUGGCUUCAACGACCGCCAGCGGUCGCACAACGGUGUUCCCAAUGGCUCUCAGCAGGGCAACCGCAUGCCCUUGAGGUCACCUUCAUUGCCUGCCUCUGCAGGCAUGUAUGGCGGUGUUCCCUACUUCCCCAACGACAUGAAUGUCAACGUCUACGGCUACCAGAACGUGCCCCCUGGGCCGAUGAGUGCAGUUCCUUACCAGCAGUAUAUGGAGCCCUUCUCACUCAUGCCUAUGCUCUCUAUGCAGCUGGAGUACUACUUCUCGGUUGACAACCUGUGCAAGGACAUGUUCCUUCGUCGACACAUGGAUGGCCAGGGUUUCGUCCCCUUGGGCGUGAUCGCUAACUUCAAGCGUGUCAAGUCUCUGACUGAGGACUUCGAGCUCCUCCGCCACGUCUCCCGCACUCUCCGAAACGUCGAGUAUCAGACUGGCGAGGACGGCGUCGACCGCCUCCGUCCCCGCGAGAGGUGGGCUCAGUGGGUCUUCCCUGUUGACCAGCGUGACCCCUCUGCUCAGCACGAAGGUGCUGCUCCUGCCAUGCACGCUGGAAAGAACCACGAGAAUGUUCCUUUCAACCCUCACGUUGACGCCGCUUCCAAUGGUUUCAAUGGGUCGCGAGAAUUCAUCCCCAACGGCACUGGAUCGCGUGGAGCUCAAACGUCGCUGUCUUCCGCAGCUCCCGAGUUCAUGCCAUCAAUGCCAUCGGCUCAGAAUGAAAUUGCCAAUAGCAAUCUACUGGGUAUGAAGAGAUUUGUCAGCAUCCGGAUAGGAUCUGAACAGCGACUGAUUUAUGUUUUCUUGUAUGGCAGCUUCAAUGCCGAAAACAUGCAACGUCGAUUAUCAAGCGAUGUUCACUCAACCGACAACGCCCCUCUCAACCCUACUGCUCCGCCGUCCGAGUCCAAAAAACCCGGUUCUCGUCACCACAAAAAGUCCGUUCAUGCCCGCAACCAAUCCGAGAUUUUUCGCAAUUACGCUUUCGGGGUUCAAGAUCCACGGGUCACCCCAUUUUCGCAUGGCCUUAACACAGGCCCUCCUUAUCGUUCCUGGUCUCAGUACCUUACACGCAAUUUCAAUUUGCAACUGUACAAUGAAUUUCGGCGUCUAGCCAUUGAUGAUCUUUUCACACGACACAAUAACUAUGGAGUCAACGCGUUGACUGGUUUCUACCAGACCUGCCUUUCUUCCCGUCGUCCUCUCCCCGACGAGGUGAUCCACGACAUGGUGCGAUUAUCUCAUGCCCCGUUCAAGGAAUACGAUAAUGUCAUGUACGAUCUUCUCUAUUCGGCUAUGUCGAGUGAGAUGAUGGAGACGAACAAUCGCAAAAAGGCUGGCUAUUACUUCAAUUUCGAGUAUGGUCUUGAUAAAAGGCGCUGGAAGGAAUCUCGUCUGGCGAGAUGA
Molecule: messenger RNA, 2982 nt
Organism: Penicillium cinerascens
Lineage: Eukaryota; Fungi; Ascomycota; Eurotiomycetes; Eurotiales; Aspergillaceae
Product: La domain family
Exons: 2
Coding region: 1-2982 (993 amino acids)
Biological process (GO): mRNA stabilization; positive regulation of translation
Cellular component (GO): cytosol; cytoplasmic stress granule
Molecular function (GO): RNA cap binding
Source: RefSeq, a predicted model, not a curated record